Pantherophis guttatus is the source of this 6071-nucleotide messenger RNA. RefSeq names its product calcium dependent secretion activator (gene CADPS). Gene Ontology annotation, cellular component: glutamatergic synapse. The record is from RefSeq and is a predicted model, not a curated record. Gene Ontology annotation, biological process: positive regulation of exocytosis; synaptic vesicle exocytosis; dense core granule exocytosis. Lineage: Eukaryota; Metazoa; Chordata; Lepidosauria; Squamata; Colubridae.
UGAGCUUGCGCAGUCAGGGGUGGGCCGUUCUGCUUGUUGCUGCUGCUGCUGCUGCUGCACCGACCGAGCGCUCUCGGUGCCGCUGCAGUUGGUGACUCGCUUUUCAGCACCUUGGAGAGCUCCUCAGCGCUGCGGCUUUAUUCCCCUUGCAAGGAAUUGCUGUAAGGAGGAAAGGAGCCAGAGGGAAGGAUAAGGCGCGGCAGAUCUCUCCCGGUAUCCCCACAGAAAGAGAGGGAGAGAGAGAGAGAGUGAGAAAGAGAGGAAAAAAGAGAGAGCUGGAGGGACAGAACCGGCCUCCCUGGAUGAAGAGUAAACUGGCGGGUAGCAGCCUUUGAUCUCUCUCUCCUUCUCUCCCUAGCAGCAGAGCCCGCCUGGGGAGGCAAGAGUUAAAGCCAUAAACCCACGUAAGCUUGGGGAAGACGGCGGCGGUGCGUUCUCCGCCGUCCGCUGCCUCCGCCGCUCUUCGUUGAAGGCUCCUUUCCUCCACCCGCCACCCGAUCGGCUGGUGAUCCUCUCGCUCCUUUAGCUGCGAUUGCGAAAGCAGGCAGGAGGAGCCGGAGAGGCAUUGAAGGAAGGGCGCCAGAGCAAUCAGUCCGGGCUUUUGUGCCGCUGCCCCUUGUCGUCUCGUUCUCACCCGCCGAGUGCGGGCACUAGUCUGCGGCCAACAUGCUGGACCCGUCGUCCAGUGAAGAAGAAUCCGAUGAGAUCGUGGAAGAGGAGAGCAGCAAGGAAGUGCUGGCCCCAGCAGCCUCGGGGGCUCGGCUCUCUCCCAGCCGGACCAGCGAGAGCUCUGGGGGCGGCGGUGGCGGGAGUAGCGGCGGGCUGCAGCCCACCAGCCGGAGCGGGAGCAGCGUCCGGCCUUCCAGCCCGAGCCCCUCGGUGGUGAGCGAGAAGGAGAAGGAAGAGCUGGAAAGGCUGCAGAAGGAGGAAGAAGAGAGGAAGAAGAAGCUGCAGCUUUACGUCUUCGUCAUGAGGUGCAUCGCCUACCCAUUCAAUGCCAAGCAGCCCACCGAUAUGGCACGGAGGCAACAAAAGAUAAGUAAACAGCAAUUGCAGACUGUUAAGGAUCGCUUUCAAGCCUUUCUCAAUGGAGAAACUCAGAUUGUUGCUGAUGAAGCCUUUAUGAAUGCUGUCCAGAGUUAUUAUGAGGUAUUUCUGAAAAGUGACCGUGUUGCCAGAAUGGUUCAGAGUGGUGGGUUCUCAGCUAAUGACUCCCGAGAAGUCUUCAAGAAACAUAUCGAAAAGAGGGUCCGUAGCCUGCCUGAGAUUGAUGGUCUCAGUAAGGAGACUGUCCUGAGUUCUUGGAUGGCAAAAUUUGAUGCAAUAUAUCGAGGGGAAGAAGAUCCACGCAAAGCUCAAGCCAGAAUGACAGCAAGUGCUGCUUCAGAGCUGAUUCUCAGCAAGGAGCAGCUGUAUGAGAUGUUCCAGAACAUCUUGGGAAUCAAGAAAUUUGAGCAUCAGCUUCUGUACAAUGCAUGUCAGCUGGACAAUCCUGACGAGCAAGCAGCCCAAAUUAGGCGGGAGCUUGACGGUCGUCUCCAAAUGGCAGACCAGAUUGCCAAGGAGCGUAAAUUUCCUAAAUUUGUGUCCAAAGAAAUGGAAAACAUGUUCAUUGAAGAGUUGAAGUCAUCGGUCAAUUUACUCAUGGCAAAUCUGGAAAGCAUGCCAGUGUCCAAAGGAGGUUCCGAGUUCAAGUUACAAAAACUAAAACGCAGUCACAACACUUCCAUCAUUGACAUGGGAGAGGAGAACGAAAACCAGCUCUCCAAAUCAGAUGUUGUGCUGUCUUUCUCCCUGGAGGUUGUCAUCAUGGAAGUUCAGGGUCUCAAAUCCUUAGCACCCAACCGGAUUGUUUAUUGCACUAUGGAAGUGGAAGGAGGAGAAAAACUACAGACUGACCAGGCUGAGGCAUCCAAACCAACCUGGGGAACUCAGGGUGACUUUUCCACGACACACGCCCUUCCGGCUGUGAAGGUGAAGCUGUUUACGGAGAGUACCGGUGUCCUGGCUUUGGAAGACAAAGAACUUGGGCGGGUUGUUCUUCAUCCGACACCAAAUAGCCCCAAACAAUCUGAAUGGCACAAAAUGGCUGUUUCCAAAAACUGUCCUGAUCAAGACCUGAAAAUCAAGCUUGCUGUCCGAAUGGAUAAACCUCAGAAUAUGAAACAUUCUGGAUAUUUGUGGGCCAUCGGCAAAAAUGUCUGGAAGAGAUGGAAGAAAAGGUUCUUUGUACUGGUCCAGGUUAGCCAAUAUACAUUUGCCAUGUGCAGCUACCGAGAGAAGAAAGCUGAACCUCAAGAGCUGUUGCAGCUUGAUGGAUACACGGUAGACUAUACAGACCCACAACCUGGUUUGGAGGGCGGCCGAGCAUUUUUCAAUGCAGUGAAAGAAGGAGACACGGUGAUUUUUGCCAGCGAUGAUGAGCAGGAUCGUAUCCUCUGGGUCCAAGCCAUGUACCGAGCUACCGGCCAGUCUCACAAACCUGUGCCACCUACUCAAGUUCAGAAGCUUAACGCUAAAGGAGGAAAUGUGCCCCAGCUAGAUGCCCCCAUUUCUCAAUUUUAUGCAGAUAGAGCUCAAAAGCAUGGCAUGGAUGAAUUUAUCUCUUCCAAUCCCUGUAAUUUUGACCACGCUGCACUGUUUGAGAUGCUUCAGCGCCUCACUUUGGACCACAGACUUAAUGAUUCCUAUUCUUGUCUGGGCUGGUUUAGCCCUGGCCAAGUCUUUGUCCUAGAUGAAUACUGUGCACGUAAUGGAGUCAGAGGCUGUCACAGGCAUCUCUGCUACCUCAGUGAUUUGCUUGAAAGAGCAGAAAAUGGAGCAAUGAUUGACCCCACCUUACUACACUACAGUUUUGCCUUUUGUGCAUCGCAUGUUCACGGCAACAGUCAAACAAUGGAAGAGAUACUUGGUGGCAUACAGCCAGUUGCAAAUAACCCCCCAGCCUCUGAGGUAGAGGCCAAAAAGGAUUCCAAAAAGGAGUCCAAAAAGAGGAAAGAUAACAAAUCUCAGCCACCUCCAGAACAAAAAAGGCCUGAUGGAAUAGGAACGGUAACAGUAGAAGAAAAAGAGCAGUUUGAAGAAAUCAAAGAGCGGCUGCGAUUGUUAUUGGAAAAUCAGAUCACACAUUUUAGGUAUUGUUUUCCAUUUGGCCGACCAGAAGGAGCUUUAAAAGCCACUUUAUCACUCCUGGAACGGGUUUUGAUGAAAGACAUAGUUACUCCUGUCCCUCAAGAGGAGGUAAAAGCUGUCAUCCGUAAAUGCUUAGAACAAGCUGCAUUGACUAACUAUACCCGGCUAUCAGAAUAUGCAAAAAUCGAAGGGAAAAAGAGAGAAAUGUAUGAGCAUCCUGUCUUCUGCUUGGCCUCUCAAGUGAUGGAUUUAACCAUUCAGAAUCAAAAGGAUGCAGAAAAUGUAGGUCGGUUAAUCACGCCUGCCAAAAAACUAGAAGAUACAAUUCGCUUGGCGGAAUUGGUGAUUGAAGUUCUGCAGCAGAAUGAAGAACAUCACGCAGAGGCCUUUGCUUGGUGGUCAGACUUAAUGGUCGAGCACGCGGAGACCUUCCUCUCAUUGUUUGCAGUAGACAUGGAUGCUGCGCUGGAAGUCCAGCCGCCAGACACCUGGGACAGCUUUCCACUGUUUCAGCUUCUAAAUGACUCCCUUCGAAGUGACUAUAAUUUGUGCAAUGGAAAAUACCACAAACAUCUCCAAGAUCUCUUUGCUCCACUUGUGGUUAGAUAUGUCGAUCUCAUGGAGUCCUCUAUUGCCCAGUCAAUUCACAGGGGCUUUGAGCGGGAAUCAUGGGAGCCAGUAAAGAGCUUAACAAGUAAUCUGCCCAAUGUGAAUCUACCAAAUGUGAAUCUCCCUAAAGUUCCAAACCUACCAGUUAACAUCCCACUAGGCAUUCCUCAAAUGCCUGCCUUUUCUGCACCGUCAUGGAUGGCUGCUAUCUAUGAUGCUGACAAUGGAUCAGGAACAUCAGAAGAUCUGUUUUGGAAACUAGAUGCCUUACAGACCUUCAUCAGGGAUCUACACUGGCCUGAGGAAGAAUUUGGGAAACACUUAGAACAACGACUAAAACUUAUGGCUAGUGAUAUGAUUGAAUCCUGUGUAAAGAGAACCCGGAUUGCAUUUGAAGUAAAGCUACAGAAAACAAGCCGAUCAACAGAUUUCCGAGUCCCUCAGUCAAUAUGCACCAUGUUUAAUGUUAUGGUUGAUGCCAAAGCUCAAUCAACAAAACUUUGCAGUAUGGAAAUGGGCCAAGAGUUUGCUAAAGAGUGGCACCAGUACCAUUCAAAAAUAGAUGAACUAAUUGAAGAAACCGUCAAAGAAAUGAUCACACUCCUUGUAGCAAAGUUUGUCACCAUCCUGGAAGGUGUGCUGGCCAAGCUAUCAAGAUAUGAUGAAGGGACCUUGUUUUCUUCUUUCCUCUCAUUUACUGUGAAAGCAGCUUCCAAAUACGUGGAUGUGCCCAAACCAGGGAUGGACGUUGCUGAUGCCUACGUGACCUUCGUUCGCCAUUCUCAGGACAUUCUGCGUGAUAAGGUCAAUGAGGAGAUGUAUAUAGAAAGGUUAUUUGAUCAAUGGUACACCAGCUCCAUGAACAUCGUUUGCACUUGGCUAACAGACCGCAUGGACCUUCAGCUUCACAUCUAUCAACUAAAAACCCUUAUUAGAAUAGUAAAGAAAACAUACAGAGAUUUCCGAUUGCAAGGAGUUCUGGAUUCUACUUUGAAUAGUAAAACCUAUGACACAGUCCGAAACCGGCUGACUGUAGAAGAAGCCACAGCCUCAGUAAGUGAAGGUGGAGGACUGCAAGGGAUCACCAUGAAAGACAGCGAUGAAGAAGAUGAAGAGGAUGAUUAGAUCUCCAGAUUUAGAGUCCCCCAACCUGGAUGUAGCCUGGAAACCAGUGCAUGUAAUCUAGUCGGUUAUUCAAUUAGCCACAUUAGGAAAUUUUCUGUCUGCUCUAAACGCCCAUGGAAAAUCUACCAAUACAACUCCCAUUUUAGCUGUGUGGUUCUUAAGACUUAGCACCUCUGUUUCGAUUCAUUGAGUUUCCUGAUUUCAUAUCUCUAUGUUUAUAAGCAAUAUGGAGCACCAUUGUUUAAAACAGUUAAUUGAAAAUAAAUCUGCAUAGAAAACAUACUAGGUGUGUCCCUAUAAUAAUUAAAGUAUAAAGGAUGCUUCAUUAAUGUACGUAUAUACAUUGAUGGUAAAUUGUUGUGAAGACAAGUGAAACAAGUUCUUUCAUAUGUUUGUUUCUCUUUUAUGGAUGCCAACUGCUUUGAAACAGAGUAAGGCUACUACUACUACGAGACACCUAUUUUGUACAUUUGGGGGAGGAGGAACAUACACCAGAAGUUGGGAUUAUUCCUGUUUAUUGUACCCAAGCACUUUUCUUCCAAAGUAUACAGCUAACUUUGUAGAAGUGACUGACCAUUGGAAUUUUAGUCAUCCAUCUACAGAAUGGGCUGAUCUUGGGCUGAUCUUGAUCACGUUGUCCACCUUAUGAUUCUGAGCAGUUGCUUUAUGUCAGCGUCUUGCCCCCACUCAAUGUUACAUUUUGUUCAGAGUUCCAAUAACUGUGUUUGUAAAAAGGACAACUUUAAUUACAACCUUAGACUAUACAGAUGUGUUUAUAAUAAUGAGGACGCUAUAAUAACAAUAAUGAUAAACGAACGACGAUUUCUUUUCGUAGACUGUAUCCAUAAUUUAAAUCUCCUUUUGUUUUCAUAAUGGUUUUUAUAUCUUGUCAUGUACAUUGUAUUUGGAUCAGUAACGUGCAUGUCCUUGCGUUUCUCCCCCUUUCCAGGAGCUUUUAUUUUUUGUGUAAUAAAGUGGAUUCAUCUUGCUUUUUUGCCUUAUACAAGCCGACAGUUGUAAAAGUGUGGGGACUGUGGCUUUUCAAUAAAUAACUGUUCAGAUGUCCUACUCAUAAAACACUGGAGUCUUUUUAUGUUUGCCUUAGGAAGAAGAAGGAAAAAAAACAAACCACAAAAAGAUUAGUCAAUUUAACAAGAAUCCAUGUAAGAGCUCCUGUCUUCUAGAAUAAAGGAAUUUUCUUUUCA